Molecule: messenger RNA, 1381 nt
Organism: Mastomys coucha (southern multimammate mouse)
Lineage: Eukaryota; Metazoa; Chordata; Mammalia; Rodentia; Muridae
Gene: Spop
Product: speckle type BTB/POZ protein
Exons: 10
Biological process (GO): proteasome-mediated ubiquitin-dependent protein catabolic process; regulation of proteolysis
Cellular component (GO): cytoplasm; nucleus
Molecular function (GO): ubiquitin protein ligase binding
Source: RefSeq, a predicted model, not a curated record
AUGUGUGUGUGUGUGUGUGUGUGUGUGUAUGUGUGUGUGAGUGUGUGUGUGUGUGUGUGUGGUGUGUGUGUGUGUGUGUAUGUGUGUGUGUGUGUGUUUGUAUGUGUGUGCGCGCUCCAAGAGUGUAUUUGUGUAUCGGCGGUCCCGCAGGUCCCGGAUGUUGCGGGCAGUAUGAGGCGAGCGCAGGGGGACAGGGACCAGCAGCUGUCGCCGCCGUUCUCAGGGUGAAGAAAAACCAGAAAUCUUUGCCCCCUGACUUUGGAGACUCAGUUUAACCUUCAAACUGGCGAUGUCAAGGGUUCCAAGUCCUCCACCUCCGGCAGAAAUGUCGAGUGGUCCUGUUGCUGAGAGCUGGUGCUAUACACAGAUCAAGGUAGUGAAGUUCUCCUAUAUGUGGACCAUCAAUAACUUUAGUUUUUGCCGGGAGGAAAUGGGUGAAGUCAUAAAAAGUUCAACUUUUUCAUCAGGAGCCAAUGAUAAACUGAAAUGGUGUUUGCGAGUAAACCCGAAAGGGCUAGACGAAGAAAGCAAAGAUUACCUGUCACUUUACCUGUUGUUGGUCAGCUGUCCAAAGAGUGAAGUUCGGGCAAAGUUCAAGUUCUCCAUCCUGAAUGCCAAGGGAGAAGAAACCAAAGCUAUGGAGAGUCAGCGAGCUUAUAGGUUCGUGCAAGGCAAAGACUGGGGAUUCAAAAAAUUCAUCCGUAGAGAUUUUCUCUUGGACGAGGCCAAUGGGCUUCUCCCUGAUGACAAGCUCACCCUCUUCUGCGAGGUGAGUGUAGUACAAGACUCUGUCAAUAUUUCUGGGCAGAAUACUAUGAACAUGGUAAAGGUUCCUGAAUGCCGGUUGGCUGAUGAGUUAGGAGGGCUGUGGGAGAACUCUCGAUUCACAGACUGCUGCUUGUGUGUGGCUGGCCAAGAAUUCCAGGCUCACAAGGCUAUCUUAGCAGCUCGGUCUCCAGUUUUCAGUGCCAUGUUUGAACAUGAAAUGGAAGAGAGCAAAAAGAAUCGGGUUGAAAUUAAUGAUGUAGAACCUGAAGUUUUUAAGGAAAUGAUGUGCUUCAUCUAUACGGGGAAGGCACCAAACCUUGACAAAAUGGCUGAUGAUUUGCUGGCAGCUGCUGAUAAGUACGCCCUGGAGCGUUUGAAGGUCAUGUGCGAGGAUGCCCUUUGCAGUAACCUCUCUGUGGAGAACGCUGCGGAGAUUCUCAUCCUGGCUGACCUCCACAGUGCAGAUCAGCUGAAAACUCAGGCAGUGGAUUUCAUCAACUAUCAUGCUUCGGAUGUCUUGGAGACCUCUGGGUGGAAGUCAAUGGUGGUGUCCCAUCCCCACUUAGUGGCAGAAGCAUACCGCUCUCUGGCUUCAGCACAGUGCCCUUUCCUG